AUGAGUUCCAAUUUACUCUUUGUUCCAUAUCGCAAAACCAAGAGAAUUGAGUUUAGUAAGGAGCUGAGAGAUAUCAUCUCAAAGGAGUACUACCAAACUGCUACUGUUUUUGAAGCUGAUUUACAAGAAAUUGAUACCCUUAGAAAUGAUACUAUAGAUCUAGAGGUUUCGCCACAAGAUUUGGCACUUUUGAAAAGAUACUAUAUCCAUUUAUCAACACUAGAAUCAAAAUUUCCAAGAGAUGUGGUGGAGUUCCCGUGGUAUGGUACCCUAGGUUAUAAUGUUACAGGACCAGUCAAAAUUAGAUCAUUUACAUUUGAGCGUAUCAAUGUUUUAUACAACGUGGCAUCACUCUAUACCCAGAUGGCUGUUAAUCAAGAUAGAUCUAGUGACGAAGGCUUGAAAAAAGCUUGCUUAUAUUUCCAGUAUGCAGCCACUUUUUUUGGCUACAUCAACAAAGUUGCUGAACAAGAUGAGCAUCUUACACUACCUUUGGAUUUGCAAAAAGGUACUAUUGAAACUCUCCAGCUACUUUCAUUUGCCCAAGCUCAAGAAGUUUUUUGGUUGAAGGCGACUAGAGAUAAAGUGAAAGAUUCAUUAGUGUCAAGAUUAGCUGUUCAAGUCUCGGAUUACUAUACUAGAACAUUAACUAAUGCAAAUAGAAGUGAAGGCUUCAGAACAGAAUGGAUUCAUCAUAUCACUGUUAAAAAACAUCAUUUCCAAGCAGCAGCUGAAUUUAGAGCUUCAUUAGUUUCUGUUUCAAAUUCAAAAUAUGGUGAAGAAGUCGCUAGGUUAUACAAAGCCAAAAGUGCUCUCGGUUUAGCAAAUUCAAGUAUUAGAUUUGCAAGUGAAGCUCUCAAACAAGAUUUACAAGGCUUAAAUGAUGUUGUCACAGAUACAUUAAGAAGGGCCGAAAAAGAUAAUGAUUUGAUUUAUUUACAAGACGUCCCCAAAACACUACCAGACAUCGUUAAAGCUUCAGUUGUUAAAGAGAUGGAGAUUUCAGAUUUCACCAAGCCAAAUGAAUCUCUCAAAACUGGUAACUAUGGUAAACAACUUUUCAAAGACUUACUGCCAUUCUAUGUUAUUCAAACUGCACAAGCAUUUCGUGAAAGACAAGAUGAGUAUGUGCAAAGACAUAUCAUUGGUCCAGUGAAAGCCUUAACCAACAUCAUGAACAAAUAUAUUGUGGAAAGGGGUCUUCCUGGGUCAAUUGACGCAUUCGAUAAACCUCAAGCUUUGCCAUCUUCUUUACUAGAUCAUAAUUCUGAAAUCAAAUCACAAGGUGGUGUUAGACUGGUUGAAGAAACCAUCGAUGACACUCAAAGAUUAUCACUAGAAGGUGAGCGUUUAUUGGAAGGUGCUAAAGAUAGACUCAAAGUUGAAGCUGGAGAAGAUGAGUUGUUGCGUACAAGACAAGGGUCUAAACAUUGGACGAGACCUACCUCUGAAGAAGCUGCUGCUCAUUUAACCAAAAGGAUCCAAGAUUUGCAAAACUAUUUAAGACAAGCCAAGAAGGGUGAUGAAACAAUAAGGAAUCAAUAUUAUAACAUUGAAACUCCAUUGAAGAUCUUGGCCUCUUCUGAAGAAAAAAUUAUGGAAUUUGUCCCUAAUUCAAAGUCCCAACAGCUAGAUCCUUCAUUAAGAAAAUCAAUUCUAAGCAUAAGGGAGGUAUUGAAUAGAGCACAUAAGCUUGAGGUUGAGAGAAAUAAUUUUAUUGAAACUGUUGAAGUGAAAUCAUUGCAGUACAACAUUUUGCCUAAAAUUGUUUCAGAGUAUAAAUCUAUCCAAUCCAAUUUCAAUGACUUGAAAGUUGACUCCAAUACAUUUGAGCCUGUUUUCCAAAAGCACAUUCAAAAUUUCAGCAAAGAUAUUGAUUGGAUUGAAAAACAGAAGACCGAACAAAGAGAAGUUGAAGACAAAAUUGAUGAAUUGAAUAAGCAAUUUAUGCGUCUUAAAACAUCUCAAGGAGUCAGCUCAUCAAGAGAGGAAGCCCUGAAAACACUUGAUCUGGUUUACACUGAAUUUAAAGAAUUGAAAUUGAAUCUUUCUCAAGGUUUACAGUUUUACAAUGAUUUCAAUGCCAACUGCAAAAAGCUAAUCGAUGAUUGUGACAAUUUUGUCUAUGAACGCAGACUAGAAGCUAGAGAUUUGGAAUCGUAA
Hansenula anomala is the source of this 2163-nucleotide messenger RNA. It is a transcript of the gene RIM20, whose product is annotated as Rim20p. Gene Ontology annotation, molecular function: protein binding. The transcript has 2 exons. Gene Ontology annotation, cellular component: endosome. The record is from RefSeq and is a predicted model, not a curated record. The coding region runs from base 1 to 2163 and encodes 720 amino acids. Lineage: Eukaryota; Fungi; Ascomycota; Saccharomycetes; Phaffomycetales; Wickerhamomycetaceae.